Molecule: messenger RNA, 3730 nt
Organism: Colias croceus (clouded yellow)
Lineage: Eukaryota; Metazoa; Arthropoda; Insecta; Lepidoptera; Pieridae
Gene: Nos
Product: nitric oxide synthase-like protein
Exons: 22
Coding region: 30-3650 (1206 amino acids)
Biological process (GO): nitric oxide biosynthetic process
Molecular function (GO): NADP binding; heme binding; nitric-oxide synthase activity
Source: RefSeq, a predicted model, not a curated record
AAUAUCCAUUGAUCUCACUUAAAAUUAAAAUGGCUCCCGGGGUUGUUCCCAAUCCUGACGUCAUGAUAAACGGACCGCUUGACGUCAUCGCGCAAAAUGACCGUAUUAUCCCGGAAAUCAAAGAAUCGAUUCCCAAAUCAUGCCCCAUAGAUCAUCUCGAUGAUGUCAGUGUUAAUGACGUGGGGAUGAAAAUAGUAAAGCUUGAUAAGAAGCAGCCGCGUAAAGUUGUUAGACCGAAAGUGCUAAAGAACCAUGAGACGAGGGAGUACCUGUAUGAUCGGCUCUACGAUACCACUUGCCCUAGAGUGUCUACACUAUGCAACGAAAAAACAUGCCUGGGCAGUUUGAUGGCUAUCCCCGGAAGAGGAGACGUGCCAAGAGAUCCCGAAGAAGUUCUCAAUGAUGCUAAAGAUUUCCUUGGACAGUAUUUCGCUUCGAUACGAAGAGCAAACACGCCAGCCCACGAAGCACGCUGGAAGGUGGUACAGGAAGAAGUGGCAAAGACAGGAACAUAUCAGCUAACAACCACAGAGCUGGUGUUCGGAGCCAAGUUAGCCUGGAGAAACGCAAGUCGGUGUAUUGGCAGGAUACAGUGGUCCAAAUUACAGGUUUUCGAUUGCCGACAAGUCACAACUACAAGCGGGAUGUUUGAAGCGCUCUGCAAUCACAUCAAAUACAGUACAAAUAAAGGAAAUAUCAGGUCAGCAAUAACAGUAUUUCCCCAACGCACGGACGGCAAGCACGACUACAGGAUAUGGAACAGCCAGCUGAUCAGCUACGCGGGCUACCGGCAGCCAGAUGGCACGGUGCUGGGAGACCCUAUGCAUUGUGAAUUUACAGAGUUAUGUUUGAAACUUGGCUGGAAACCACCUAAAACAGCGUGGGACAUCCUGCCUCUCGUGCUGUCAGCGAACGGCAAGGACCCGGACUACUUCGAAAUUCCUCGUGAACUUGUCAUGGAGAUUCAUAUGACGCAUCCAACAUACGAAUGGUUCGAAGAGCUACAACUGCGUUGGUACGCACUACCAGCGGUAUCUAGCAUGCGGUUUGACUGCGGUGGUAUUGAGUUCACAGCCAAUGCGUUCAAUGGCUGGUACAUGAGCACUGAGAUUGGGUGCAGGAACUUCUGUGACACCAAUCGGUUGAAUAUGCUGGAGAAAGUAGCGGAAAAAAUGGGCCUCGACACGCGAACACCAGUGAACCUCUGGAAGGACAAAACUCUAGUGGAAGUGAAUGUGGCCGUGCUGCACAGCUUCCAGCAACACAACGCGACCAUCGUGGACCAUCACACGGCGUCUGAGAGCUUCAUUAAACACCUGGACAAUGAGAACAGAUUGCGUUCUGGCUGCCCCGCGGACUGGAUAUGGAUCGUGCCGCCGAUGUCCUCAUCCAUCACUCCAGUAUUCCAUCAAGAGAUGGCGCUGUACUAUCUGCGCCCUGCAUAUGAAUAUCAGGAACCAGCAUGGAAAACGCACCAAUGGCAGAAAUCAAAGCCAAUAACAGGCAAGCGGCCAAUCAAUAGAAAGUUCCACUUCAAGCAAAUAGCUAGAGCAGUCAAGUUCACAUCAAAACUGUUUGGAAGAGCACUUUCUAAGAGGAUUAAGGCCACAGUACUGUUUGCUACGGAGACGGGCAAGUCGGAACAGUACGCUAAGGAACUGGGCGUUAUAUUUGGACAUGCUUUUAAUGCUCAGGUACACUGCAUGUCGGACUAUGACAUCACGUGUAUUGAACACGAAGCUCUAUUGUUGGUGGUAACGUCUACUUUCGGGAACGGUGACCCGCCAGAAAAUGGAGUGGAAUUUGCUGAACACCUUUGCGAACUUUUGUAUGCAGAUCAAGUUGGUGAUGAAAGCACUGGAGCCUCACAAAUGCUAACUCCAAAGUCGUUCAUCAAAGCAAACAGUCAAAUUGAAUUGCAAAGAUAUGCGGUGACUAAUCCUAAACAAUUGAGUCGCUUGGAGUCUUUGAAAGGCAGCGCAACAGACGCAACCUCCAUAGACAAUUUCGGUCCCCUCAGCAACGUUCGCUUCGCGGUAUUUGCGCUCGGUUCCAGCGCGUAUCCGAACUUCUGCAACUUCGGGAAGUAUGUGGACAAGUUGCUGGGAGAACUGGGAGGGGAGAGGAUACAUGAUGUAGCAACGGGAGAUGAGAUGUGUGGGCAAGAUCAGGCGUUCAGGAAGUGGGCUAGCAGUGUGUUUAAUGUGGCCUGUGAGACAUUCUGUCUCGAUGACGACGAGACAUUACAAGAAGCAAAGAGAGCGUUAGGAACUGUGACUUUGAGUGAAGAAACAGUAAGAUUCGCGUAUCCAGCUGGAAAACCACCAACGUUACUGAAUGGCUUACAAUCAGCAUUAAAUAGACAAUUAAUUACAUGCACUGUGAAAGCUAAUAAGGAUCUAGGAGAUUCUACAGCUGAAAGAUCAACUAUUUUCAUUGAUAUGGAACCAAAGAGUGAAAUUAAAUAUGAUCCUGGUGAUCAUGUUGGAAUAAUAGCUUGCAAUCGCAAGGAAUUGGUAGACAAUUUGCUAGCUAGACUAAAGGACAUUGAAGACUUUGAUACUCCAGUUAAUUUGCAACUAAUGAAAGAAACUCAUACUUCUAAUGGACCAGUGAAAUCCUGGGAACCACACGAGAGGCUACCACCUGUGAGUGUCCGGGAUCUAUUUACGAGGUUCCUGGAUAUCACCACACCACCCACCACCAUAUUGUUGCAGUACUUGGCCAAGACUUGUAGUGACGAGACUCAGAGGAAACAACUCACUAUAUUGGCCACGGACCCCUCAGCCUACGAAGACUGGCGGCACUUCUACUUCCCAACCCUCUCUGAAGUACUAGACCAGUUCCCCUCCGCUAAACCAAGCGCUUCUCUUCUUGCUGCUCUUCUCUCUCCUUUACAACCACGAUUCUAUUCCAUCUCUUCUUCUCCUCUCGCCCAUCCGAAGAGACUGCAUCUUACGGUUGCUGUUGUUACUUAUAGGACUCAAGAUGGUGAAGGCCCAGUACAUUAUGGUGUUUGCUCGAAUUAUCUCAUGGAUCGUAAACCGGGGGAUGAGGUUUAUCUCUUUAUACGAAGUGCUCCAAACUUCCACCUACCCCAAGAUCUAUCAGUGCCCCUAAUACUGAUAGGUCCGGGUACAGGAAUAGCCCCUUUCCGAGGUUUCUGGCAUCAUCGGAAAGCGCUGCUCAAUACUCGAGCUCGACCAAACGCCGGUCCUGUCUGGUUGUUCUUCGGAUGCAGGACCAGGACCAUGGACCUGUAUAGGGAGGAAAAGGAACAAGCGUUAAGAGAUGGCGUGCUUUCUAAAGUUUUUCUCGCACUGUCCAGGGAAAAGAAUAUACCAAAAAUGUACGUUCAGGAAUUGGCCGAAAAAGAAGGAGCGGAAAUACACGAUUUGCUAAUUAAUUCAGGAGCUCAUUUCUACGUGUGCGGCGAUUGUAAGAUGGCGGAAGAUGUUCAUCAAAAGUUAAAGGGGAUUAUUAAGAAACACGGCAAUAUGACCGAUGAGCAAGCACAAAACUUCAUGUUCAUAUUAAAGGAGGAGAACCGUUACCACGAGGACAUAUUCGGUAUAACGCUGCGCACCGCCGAGGUGCACAGCGCGUCCCGCGAGUCCGCGCGCCGCAACCGCGUCGCCGCGCUGCCCUGACGCCGCUCCGAGCGGGCCCCAACACCGCGCACAUAACUUGAUACCUAUGUGUUUAAUAAAUAAAAAAUGUGUGCGUGUAC